AUGGCGGCGGUAUCCGAGAGCUGCUGUCGCGAUCUCCUCGUCGUAGGCCCCGGAGUUCUCGGCAGUCUCGUGUGCCAACGAUGGCUCAAGACGUUCCCCGCGGCGACGGUGAUCGGCCAGACGAACACGGACGCGUCGCACGAGCGGUUGGUCGCCCUCGGAAUCUCGCCGCGUUUGAAAGCGGACGCGGGGGAGUCUCGCCGAUUCCCGUUCGUCGUCUUCAGCGCGCCGCCGUCCGGAAGCGACGACUACACCGCCGAGGUCGAAGCCGCGCUGAAGCUGUGGGACGGCACCGGUGGAUUCGUGUUCACGAGCAGCACCGCGGUGUACGCGGGUAAAGACGGCGAGGACUGCGACGAGACCACGGCGCAGUUCCAAAUCGGUGAGUCCCCGAGGGCGGACAAGUUGCUGAACGCGGAAGCCGCGGUUCUGGGCGCCGGCGGGUGCGUCGUGCGCCUGUCCGGUCUGUAUCACUCCCAACGCGGGGCACACAUGUACUUUUUGAAGACCCCGACGUUGGCGUCCAGACCCGACGCGCUGGUGAACCUCGUGCACUACGAAGACGCCGCGGCCGCUUGCGUGCGCGCGUUAUCCGCGCAGCUCGAGGGCAGCUCGGAGGGUGGCGAGAUAUUCCUCGCCACGGACGGCGUGCCCGUUACGCGAGAGAAGAUGGUCGAGGCGUGUCUGGCGUGCCCCGACGCGUACGACGACGGAGCGAUGCCGGAGUUUAGCGUGAGCGACGGGCCGCUCGGGAAGAGCAUGACGAAUCCGCAAACGCGCGAGAAGCUCGGCUGGGAGCCGGUGUAUCCGAGCUUCGUCGAGUUCGUCGCUGCGGGCGCGAAAGACUCGUUCUAUCCUCCGAAGAAGAAGAACACGUGGAGUUAG
Molecule: messenger RNA, 885 nt
Organism: Micromonas pusilla CCMP1545
Lineage: Eukaryota; Viridiplantae; Chlorophyta; Mamiellophyceae; Mamiellales; Mamiellaceae
Exons: 3
Coding region: 1-885 (294 amino acids)
Source: RefSeq, a predicted model, not a curated record